Molecule: messenger RNA, 8093 nt
Organism: Nannospalax galili (Upper Galilee mountains blind mole rat)
Lineage: Eukaryota; Metazoa; Chordata; Mammalia; Rodentia; Spalacidae
Gene: Slit3
Product: slit guidance ligand 3
Biological process (GO): axon guidance; negative chemotaxis
Molecular function (GO): Roundabout binding; calcium ion binding; heparin binding
Source: RefSeq, a predicted model, not a curated record
GCUCCCAGCGUCCCGCGCCUCCCAGGCAGCCUCCUCCGGGCGCGGGCGCUUGCACACCAUGGCUCCCGGGCGGACCCGGGUCGACGCCGCGGUGCGCGCCCGCCUGGCGCUGGCCUUGGCGCUGGCGAGCGUCCUGAGCUGGCCCCCCGCCGCCGCCUGCCCCACCAAGUGUACCUGCUCCGCCGCCAGCGUGGACUGCCACGGGCUGGGCCUCCGCGCCGUUCCCCGGGGCAUCCCCCGCAACGCCGAGCGCCUUGACCUGGACAGAAAUAACAUCACCAGGAUCACCAAGAUGGACUUUGCUGGGCUCAAGAAUCUUCGAGUCUUGCAUCUGGAAGACAACCAAGUCAGCGUCAUUGAGAGAGGCGCCUUCCAGGAUCUGAAGCAGCUGGAGCGAUUGCGUCUGAACAAGAACAAGCUCCAGGUCCUUCCAGAAUUACUUUUCCAGAGCACUCCGAAGCUCACCAGACUAGAUCUGAGUGAAAACCAGAUCCAGGGCAUCCCGAGGAAGGCGUUCCGGGGCAUCACAGACGUGAAGAAUUUGCAACUGGACAACAACCAUAUCAGCUGCAUUGAAGAUGGAGCCUUCCGGGCGCUACGAGAUUUGGAGAUCCUUACCCUCAACAACAACAACAUCAGCCGUAUCAUGGUCACCAGUUUCAACCACAUGCCGAAGAUUCGGACUCUGCGACUCCACUCCAACCACCUGUACUGUGAUUGUCACUUGGCCUGGCUCUCAGAUUGGCUGCGACAGCGACGAACAAUUGGCCAGUUCACCCUCUGUAUGGCCCCUGUGCAUCUGAGGGGCUUCAAUGUGGCAGACGUGCAGAAGAAGGAGUAUGUGUGUCCAGGUCCCCACUCAGAGGCUCCAUCCUGCAAUGCCAACUCCCUCUCCUGCCCUUCUUCCUGUACUUGCAGUAAUAACAUCGUGGACUGCCGAGGGAAGGGAUUGACGGAGAUCCCCGCCAACCUGCCAGAGGGUAUCAUGGAAAUACGCCUAGAACAGAACACCAUCAAGUCCAUCCCUGCAGGAGCCUUCACCCAGUACAAGAAACUGAAGCGAAUAGACAUCAGCAAGAAUCAGAUAUCGGACAUAGCUCCAGAUGCAUUCCAGGGCCUGAAAUCACUCACGUCACUGGUGCUCUAUGGGAACAAGAUCACUGAGAUUCCCAAGGGACUGUUUGAUGGACUGGUGUCCCUACAGCUGCUCCUCCUCAAUGCCAACAAGAUCAACUGCCUGCGGGUGAACACCUUUCAGGACCUGCAGAACCUCAACCUGCUCUCCCUGUAUGACAACAAGCUGCAGACCAUCAGCAAGGGACUCUUUGCUCCUCUGCAGUCCAUCCAGACACUCCAUUUAGCUCAAAACCCAUUUGUGUGCGACUGCCACUUGAAGUGGUUGGCUGACUACCUCCAGGACAACCCCAUUGAGACAAGUGGGGCCCGCUGCAGCAGCCCGCGCCGGCUGGCCAACAAGCGCAUCAGCCAGAUCAAAAGCAAGAAGUUCCGCUGUUCAGGCUCCGAGGAUUAUCGCAACAGGUUCAGCAGUGAGUGUUUCAUGGACCUCGUGUGCCCUGAGAAGUGUCGCUGUGAGGGCACCAUUGUGGACUGCUCCAACCAGAAGCUGGCCCGCAUCCCAAGCCACCUCCCAGAAUACACCACUGACCUAAACCUCAGCAACAAUAGAAUCAAGGAGGUGCGGGAGGGUGCCUUCGAUGGAGCUGCCGGCGUGCAGGAGCUGAUGCUUACAGGGAACCAGCUGGAGAAUGUGCAUGGGCGCAUGUUCCGGGGCCUCAGUGGCCUCAAGACCCUGAUGCUGAGAAGUAAUCUGAUCAGCUGCGUGAGCAACGACACCUUUGCUGGCCUGAGCUCAGUGCGGCUGCUGUCGCUCUAUGACAACCGGAUCACCACCAUCACCCCCGGAGCCUUCACCACACUGGUCUCCCUGUCUACCAUAAACCUCCUGUCCAACCCCUUCAACUGCAACUGCCACCUGGCCUGGCUUGGCCGGUGGUUAAGGAAGCGACGCAUCGUCAGCGGGAACCCAAGGUGCCAGAAGCCCUUCUUCCUCAAGGAGAUCCCCAUCCAGGAUGUGGCCGUCCAAGACUUCACCUGUGAUGGCAACGAGGAGAGCAGCUGCCAGCUGAGCCCACGAUGCCCCGAGCAGUGCACCUGCGUGGAGACAGUGGUGCGAUGCAGCAACAAGGGGCUGCGUGCCCUCCCCAAAGGCAUGCCGAAGGACGUGACUGAGCUGUACCUGGAAGGAAACCACUUAACCGCAGUGCCCAGAGAGCUGUCCACCCUCCGACAGCUGACACUUAUUGACCUGAGCAACAACAGCAUCGUCACACUGACCAAUUACACCUUCAGCAACAUGUCCCACCUCUCCACACUGAUCCUGAGCUACAACCGGCUGAGAUGCAUCCCCGUCCAUGCCUUCAAUGGAUUACGGUCACUCCGUGUACUAACCCUCCAUGGCAAUGACAUUUCCAGUGUUCCUGAGGGCUCCUUCAAUGACCUGACAUCCCUUUCCCAUCUGGCUCUAGGAACCAACCCCCUCCACUGUGACUGCAGUCUGCGUUGGUUAUCAGAGUGGGUGAAGGCUGGGUACAAGGAACCUGGCAUUGCCAGGUGCAGUAGCCCAGAGUCCAUGGCAGACAGACUCCUGCUCACCACUCCCACCCAGCGGUUCCAGUGCAAAGGGCCAGUGGACAUCAACAUCGCAGCCAAAUGCAAUGCCUGCCUCUCCAGCCCAUGCAAAAACAAUGGCACGUGCAGUCAGGAUCUUGUGGAGCAGUACCGCUGUACCUGCCCUUACAGCUACAAGGGAAAGGACUGCACUGUGCCCAUCAACACCUGCAUCCAGAACCCCUGUCAGCACGGAGGUACCUGCCAUCUGAGCGAGAGCCACAAAGAUGGGUUCAGCUGCUCCUGCCCCCUGGGCUUUGAAGGACAGCGGUGUGAGAUCAACCCAGAUGAUUGCGAAGACAAUGACUGUGAAAACAAUGCCACCUGUGUGGACGGGGUUAACAACUACGCGUGUGUGUGUCCACCUAACUACGCAGGGGAGCUAUGUGAAGAGGUGAUUGACCACUGUGUGCCGGAGAUGAAUCUUUGUCAGCAUGAGGCCAAGUGCAUCUCCCUAGACAAAGGAUUCAGGUGUGAAUGUGUCCCUGGCUAUAGUGGAAAGCUCUGCGAGACAGACAGUGACGACUGUGUGGCUCACAAGUGCCGCCACGGAGCGCAGUGUGUGGAUGCGGUCAAUGGCUACACGUGCAUCUGCCCCCAGGGCUUCAGUGGGCUCCUCUGUGAGCACCCCCCACCCAUGGUUCUGCUGCAGACAAGCCCUUGUGACCAGUAUGAGUGCCAGAAUGGGGCACAGUGCAUCGUGGUGCAGCAGGAGCCUACCUGCCGCUGUCCCCCAGGCUUCGCUGGGCCCAGAUGUGAGAAGCUCAUCACUGUCAACUUCGUGGGCAAGGACUCCUAUGUGGAACUGGCCUCGGCCAAGGUCCGACCCCAGGCCAACAUCUCCCUGCAGGUGGCCACUGACAAGGACAAUGGCAUCCUUCUCUACAAGGGAGACAAUGACCCCCUGGCACUGGAACUGUACCAGGGCCACGUGAGGCUGGUGUAUGACAGCCUCAGCUCCCCUCCAACCACCGUGUACAGUGUGGAGACAGUGAAUGAUGGGCAGUUUCACAGUGUGGAGCUGGUGAUGCUAAACCAGACCUUGAACCUGGUAGUAGACAAAGGUGCUCCCAAGAGCCUGGGGAAGCUUCAAAAGCAGCCAGCAGUGGGCACCAACAGCCCCCUCUACCUUGGAGGCAUCCCCACCUCCACCGGCCUCUCAGCCUUACGGCAAGGUGCUGACCGGCCGCUGGGUGGCUUCCACGGCUGCAUCCACGAGGUGCGCAUCAACAACGAACUGCAGGACUUCAAGGCCCUCCCUCCACAGUCCCUGGGGGUUUCUCCAGGCUGCAAGUCCUGCACCGUGUGCCGGCAUGGCCUUUGCCGUUCGGUAGAGAAAGACAGCAUCGUGUGUGAGUGCCACCCAGGCUGGACUGGCCCACUGUGUGACCAGGAAGCUCGAGACCCCUGCCUCAGCCAUAGCUGCAGCCAUGGGAAAUGUGUAGCCACCGGAAGCUCAUAUAUGUGCAAGUGUGCUGAGGGCUAUGGAGGGGCUUUGUGUGACCAGAAGAAUGACUCUGCCAGUGCCUGCUCAGCUUUCAAGUGCCACCAUGGGCAGUGUCAGGUCUCAGAUCGAGGGGAGCCUUACUGCCUAUGCCAGCCUAGCUUCAGUGGGGAACACUGUGAGCAAGAGAAUCCAUGUCAGGGGGAGAUAGUCCGAGAGGCCAUCCGCCGCCAGAAAGGUUAUGCCUCUUGUGCCACUGCCUCCAAGGUGCCCAUCAUGGAAUGCCGUGGGGGCUGCGGAAGCCAGUGCUGCCAGCCAGUGCGGAGCAAGCGGCGGAAAUACGUUUUCCAGUGCACCGAUGGCUCCUCAUUCGUGGAAGAGGUGGAGAGACACUUAGAGUGUGGCUGUCGCACGUGUUCCUGAGCCCCUCUGCCACCUGCCACCCACCGCCUCUCAAGACUCCAGCUCACUGGGGCUGGGGACAGCCACGUGGGACCUCUGAAAUAUGGAGUGAAAGAAAGCUGGAGAGGAGGCAAAAAGAAGAGAGUAUUAAGUAUAUUGUAAAAUAAACAAAAAUAGAACUUAUUUUUAUUAUGGAAAGUGACUAUUUUCAUCUUUUAUUAUAUAAAUAUAUCACACCGUCCGAGUAUAUGUACCAUAUAGUGCGUUAUUUUUACCAAGUUCUGUUUUGUGUUGUGUAUUUGUUGUGUCUUUAUAAACAGCUGUUCAAAUUUUUAAGAGAAAAAAAGAUUAAUAAAAAUGUUUUAAACAAAAAAGGAUAAGAAUAGAGAAACGAGCCUGCCUGAGGAAAGAGGAGGUUUACGUGUAUGAAGCUCUCAAGUCAGCAAAGACCCAGAGCAGGGCAAGGGGAGGAAGAGGAAGAGAGAAGGAAAAGCGUUCUUUGUUGCUUCUUGGCCUUUUUCUUUCUCCUUUUCCCCCAUCCUCACAAGCUUCUAAGAGUCCUCGCUGUCCCGGCUCAAGGUGUCCCUUGCUCCCAGGAAGCGGUUUCUACAGGCUAGAGCAUUCCUGCCUGCCCACCAUCUGCCUCAGGCCGCCAUUCAUGGACAGACCUCUUCCAGGCUGGCUCUGGCCUCCUUAGGAGAGCUAACUCCAUAAACUCUGCUCAACAGCUGAGUCUGUUCUGCUAAAUUCGCAAACUGCUCUUUUCCUGCCUUUCCCCAGAAAGGGAAGGAAAGAGGGGCCUAUAAUAUCUCCCCAGACACUGGCCCUCCUCACAAGUCCUAGCCCACCCUCCUCCCUCCAGCCACUUGUACUUUAGAGUGCAGUACCAGAAGAGCAAGUGCAGGCAGGGUUGCUUAUGAGCAAGACCGGGAGCUACACCCUCAUGGAUGCCCAAUAGGCAGGCUGGUCACCUAGUCUUCAAAACCACCAUCUCAGCAGCAAAGACCCUUUGACCAGCUACAGUACUGUCUAAUGCCUGUCUGAACUACUUUAUCCAAUCUCUACCUCUCUGGGGAGGGAGAGUGGUACAGGGAACCCCAUUUCAUAAAUAAAAACACUCAGAGCCCUCUUAGGCUCUGUAACUUGCCUUAUGCUACCAUCUGAUAAGUGGAGGAGCCAAGCCUAGAGUGCAGACUCAAAAUGAGAUUUUCCCCAAAAUGAGUGGGCAUAAGAGACAGGAAGCAAAAAGAAUCAUUAGCAAAAGAAAGCAGCUGUGUUCCUGCAUGUUUUUCUCGUUCUUGUUCUGCUCUGUUCAGUGUUGGGGUUUUUUUGUUUUGUUUUUUUCCCCUGCUUUCUUUGACACUAGAAAAUUUCUAGAGAGAUAUCUAGGUCUCUAGAAAGUAAAAGAAGCAUUGCUAUCCAGCCUCAGACUCCUCCUGAAGGCCCUUCACCUGUCCUCCCACAUCUUUUCCCCCACCCUCAUUGGCCACCUCACAUUCCUCAUAGCACAAGAUGGCAAGCAUCUCAGCUGGCUCUGCUCAUCCAUUCUCCUUCCCCCUAAAGCUUCUACCACUGGAGUCUCAGGAAAGAGACUGUGGGAUCUUCCCCCUCUGAGAAUCUCCUGAGGAGUUCAGUUGCUCUUUGAGGACCAAUGGAGAGGUAAAGACCUAAGGAGUCAAGAAGAGAAACGUGGAAGACAGGGAGGGGAGGUGGAAGGGAUGAUAGGGAAAUGUAGAACAGCCAUACACAUACAGAUUGUGUUCCAGGGACUGUACCUUAUGACGGGUUUGUUGCAAAUGUUCAUAGUUAGAUUUAUAUAGUGCUCACUACAUUAUAAGUAAGGUAUCAUUCUAAUUGCAACCCAUAUAUUUAUAUAUUUAUAUGCAUAUAUUCAUUUAAUUCUCAAAACAACUAUAUUAAACCUAUGUUACACUUGAGUAAACUGAGAAAAGCUAAGGGUCUUGCCGAGGAAUAGAUGACUAAUAUGUUGUGGGAGCCAAGAUUUGAACCCAGGCUGUCAGAAUCCAGAAUUUGCUCAUUUAACCACUAUGCCACACUACUUCCUGUGAGAAAGAAACACACUGUACCUUUAAGGAUCCUGCAGUCUGGGACAGGAACAGUAACUAAAUGGACAAUUGCUUGAUUAUACUAACUGAUCUUAGCCAAAAGGCUGAAAAACAAUAAUUGCUUUAUUGUACAUAUAUACAAGUCCCUUAAUGACCGUACACAGGAAAAAGAGGGUUGUCCAGAAGAGGGUAUUUCCAUUCCUGGGUUUUCCAGGGUCAGGGAAGGAAUUAAACUGUACAGGAAGUGGCCUACUAAAAGUCAGCAAACUAUGAAAAGGCCUGGCAUGUUUGGGGAUUACCCAGAGGCCCAUGGUAGCAGCAAUAUGGGGCAUCCCCUGAGGAGGCAAGGGCAAGUGAGGGAUGUGAAGGUAGGGUUCUCAUCCAGAAAAGCCACAUAGCUAGGGCAAGAGAGCCAGAAGCUUGGUGUGCUCAGGGCAGUAGCAAGAUGGUCUGAUCAUGGAAUAAAAUGGAAGAGAGCAGAGACAGUAGGCUAGACAAGGAAGGAGGGCUUUAUCACCAAAAAUGGCCAUAGGGUUUCUAAUUCGCUGUGCUAGAUAUAAUACAAUAAUCUCAAGGAGAAUCCCAAAGUUUUCAUGGAAGCUCAGAAAUUCAGUCCUGGAACACAUGUCCUGGGGUGCACCCAAUGCCAUCCUAUCCACCCUCCACCCACAAAAUGAGUCUGACCCUUAUUCCAUCACCAAUACCCCCCAACUCACCUCUCCCCACCAGGCACUAAGUCCAUACAGCCUGCCACUUGAAUUUCUAGGAGGAAUCACCAGGCUGCAGACUUUCCCUCUGUGGACACAAGGGCCUCCCUCCUCCACACACACACACACACACACACCAUGCUCAUCCUCACCCGCACACAGUCUGGCAAGGCAGCAGAAGGGACAGAUUCUCAGUAUAACCAGCACCUCCUCAGUUUUGGAAGCCCCGACUAAGAAAUGCCAAAAACCAAGGCUAUAAGAAUUUCUCCCCAAAUAAAGUUUCUCUAAAAAUGGAAUUUAAAACUCUCCUUGAAUAGCCAAAUUCCAUAGACAGGAAGACUACAGUCAAUUUGUACCUUGCAAAGUAUGAGUUAAUGUUUAUGUGGAGAUUCCCAUGUGCAGAGGAGUCCAUCUGUUCUGUUACCUCCUGAGCAGGGUCAGGAAAGAGAGAGAAGACCCCUUUUGGACUCACCAAAGGGGUCUCAAAAGAGUUAAUGGAAUGCUAUCUAGAAACUAUGUAAAAUAUAAACUAAAACCCUGAAGUGUAAGAUGUCACUGAUAUUACUGUUGUAAUUACUGUUACUGACAUGCCAAAAGGCCCUUUUUUAGAAGAAAACUUUACCUUUUUUAUCUCAUUGCAAGAAGUCUGAUGCUUCAGAAAAAGAAAGGGGAGGGGGCAAGUGAAGAAAAGAAGACUCCUCAGGGCCAGCAAAAGAGGAGAAAAGCCCCAGGUAACCCUCAGAAAUCCAGGAAUGGCCAUACUGGGAUCAAGCCAACCUUGCCCUU